AUGUCUGUGGUUGGCCUGGACUUUGGCACGGCCAACGCGGUCAUUGCCGUGGCCCGGAAUAAGGGCGUCGACGUGAUCACCAACGAGGUCUCGAACCGCGCAACACCAGCCCUCGUGGGCUUCGGCCCCAAGAGCAGAUACCUGGGCGAGGCCGCAAAGACCCAGGAAGUGUCGAACCUCAAGAACACCGUUGGAUCGCUCACACGCCUCGCCGGCCGCACAUUAAACGACCCAGACGUCCAGAUAGAGCAAGAGUAUGUGUCAGCGCCUCUCGUCGAGGUCAAUGGCCAGGUGGGCGCGGAGGUCACAUACCUGGGCCAGAAGCAGAAGUUCUCAGCCACCCAGCUGAUUGCCAUGUUCCUGACCAAGGCCCGUGAGACUGCCUCGAAAGAGCUGAGACUGCCAGUAAACGAUAUGGUCAUUUCCGUGCCAGCGUGGUACACAGACGCACAGAGGAGAGGCAUCUUGGAUGCCGCAGAUGUGGCAGGUAUCAAGGUUCUUCGUCUGAUCAACGAGACUACCGCGACCGCUCUUGGAUACGGUAUCACCAAGCUCGACCUGCCCAACGCAGACGAGAAGCCACGCCGAGUCGCCAUUGUCGAUAUCGGCCACAGCAACUACACCGCCUCCAUCUGCGAGUUCAAGAAGGGCGAGCUCAAGGUCAUCUCGACUGCCUACGACCGACACUUCGGUGGCCGCAACUUCGACAAGGCCAUUAUUGAGCACUUCCGCAAGGAAUUCAAAGAGAAGAACAAGAUCGACAUCUACGAGAACCCCAAGGCACGUGUGCGUGUGGCUGCCGCUGUGGAGAAGUUGAAGAAGGUUCUGUCUGCCAACGCCAUGGCACCCAUCAACAUUGAGUCGCUUAUGAACGAUGUUGAUGUCCGGGGCAUGCUCAAGCGAGAAGAGUUGGAGGAACUGGUCAAGCCGCUGCUCGAGCGUGCAACUGCACCUCUCGAGCAGGCUCUUGCCGAUGCCAAGCUCAAGACGGAAGACAUCGACUUCAUUGAGCUUGUUGGUGGCUGCACGCGUGUUCCAGCGCUGAAGGCUGCGAUUCAGAACUUCUUCGGCAAGCCUCUCAACUUCACCCUCAACGCAGACGAGGCCAUCGCUCGUGGCUGCGCAUUCAGCUGUGCCAUUCUGUCACCAGUCUUCCGUGUCCGCGACUUCAGCGUACAGGACAUCGUCAACUACCCCAUCGAAUUCACCUGGGAGAAGUCGCCAGAUAUCCCAGACGAGGAUACCAACUUGACCGUCUUCAACCGUGGAAACGCCAUGCCGUCGACCAAGAUCCUGACCUUCUACCGAAAGCAACCGUUCGAUCUCGAGGCCAAGUACGCAAAGCCUGAAACGCUUCCUGGCAAGAUCAACCCAUGGAUUGGGCGAUUCAGCGUCAAGGGCGUCAAGGCCGAGGGCAAGGACGAUUUCAUGAUCUGCAAGCUCAAGGCACGUCUGAAUCUGCACGGUGUGCUCAACGUUGAGCAGGGAUACUACGUGGAAGAGCAAGAGAUUGAGGAGCCAGUCCCAGAUUCCAAGGAUGAAGCUAAGAAGGAUGGUGAUGCAAUGGAUACCGAUGACAAGGCCAACGGCGAGGCCAAGGCGCCGAAGACCCGCAAGGUCAAGAAGCAAGUCCGCAAGGGCGACCUGCCGCUCUCUGCCGGAACCGCUUCGCUCGAUCAAUCUUCGAAGGACAACCUCAUGGAGAAGGAAGGCCAGAUGGUUGCUGAGGACAAGCUUGUUGCCGAGACCGAAGACAAGAAGAACGAGCUCGAGUCGGAGAUCUAUGCCAUGCGCGGCAAGGUCGACGAGCCAUACGAGAGCAACGGAUACGCCGAUUUCUGCAGCGAAGAGGAGAAGACGAAGAUCAAGGCCAAGUGUGAUGAGCUCGAGGACUGGCUUUACGAGGACGGCGAGGAUGCUACCAAGGCACAGUAUGUCGCGAAGUUCGAGGAGCUGCGAGCGUCUGCUGGCCCAGUCAUCCAGCGCUUCAACGACAAGAGGCAGGAAGAAGAGGAGGCCCGCCGAAAGGUCGAGGAGGAAGCCGCAGCCAAGAAGCGGGCUGAGGAAGAUGCCAAGAAGAAGGCCGAGGAGGAGAAGCGAAAGGCCGAAGAGGAGUCCAAGAAGCAGGCAGAGAAGCCUGAUGAGGAGAUGAAGGACGCCGACGCCGAGGGCCAGGCACCGGCUGAUGUUGAGGAGGCAUAG
Messenger RNA from Zasmidium cellare ATCC 36951, 2202 nucleotides. RefSeq lists its product as uncharacterized. Bases 1 to 2202 code for a protein of 733 amino acids. Gene Ontology annotation, molecular function: ATP binding; ATP-dependent protein folding chaperone. Gene Ontology annotation, cellular component: nucleus; cytosol. The record is from RefSeq and is a predicted model, not a curated record. Gene Ontology annotation, biological process: protein folding. The transcript is spliced from 4 exons. Lineage: Eukaryota; Fungi; Ascomycota; Dothideomycetes; Mycosphaerellales; Mycosphaerellaceae.